Molecule: messenger RNA, 372 nt
Organism: Prunus armeniaca (apricot)
Lineage: Eukaryota; Viridiplantae; Streptophyta; Magnoliopsida; Rosales; Rosaceae
Source: the annotation of a GenBank genome assembly
AUGACUUUUGAUUUAAGAAACUUUGUCAUAUUAUUGUUCCUAGCAGCAGUAAUUGUCGGGCUUGGGAACUUGGAGGCAAUGUCUGAGGAAAAUCCUCAAAAUCCAGCAAACGCUAAACUUGCUCAAGCAUUCGAGGAUUGGAUAAUCGAGUACAAGCCCGUUUACUCAAGUAAUGAAGAAAAGGAGAGACGUUUCGCCUACUUCAAGAAGUCGUUUGAGUCUGUGGAGAAUUUCAAGCAGUCAUUCAACCUAUUUGCUGAUCGUAGCGACGAUGAAAAGUCUAAGCCCUGCUUCUUGCCAAAUGUGUUGGAAAAGAAGAAAUUAAGGGAGGAUAUGUUUUGGCUAAACCUUAAACCCUCAAGCUAUUAUUAA